AGGGGCCAGCUGAGCCCCAGAGGACCCACGACCGACCCCGUGUUGCCUCGGGCCGGUGCCAUGGACACCUUCAUCCGCUUCACCAACCAGACCCAAGGUCGGGACCGACUCUUCAGAGCCACUCAAUACACAUGCAUGUUGCUUAGAUAUUUGUUAGAGCCUAAAGCUGGCAAAGAGAAGGUGGUAAUGAAGCUCAAGAAAUUGGAGUCCAGUGUGAGCACUGGGCGUAAAUGGUUCCGAUUAGGCAAUGUGGUACAUGCUGUCCAGUCGACUGAGCAGAGCAUUCAUGCUACCGACCCAGUGCCCCGCUUAUGCCUAACAUUAGCCAACCUGAACCGUGUGGUUUAUUUCAUCUGUGACACCAUUCUCUGGGUGAGGAGUGUGGGUCUCACCAUGAGCAUCAACAAAGAGAAGUGGCAAACAUGGGCCACCCGCCACUACUACUAUUUUCUCCUGCUGAGCCUGGUCAGGGAUCUGUAUGAAAUCUCCCUGCAGAUGGGACGGCUUGCACAUGACAGGGCAAUGAGAGAGAAGUCAUCCCAGAAUCCUUUUGGGUACAGCUUGGCUGAUGAAGAAACAGAAUGGCUUCAGUCCUUCCUUCUUCUUUUAUUCCGAUCUCUGAAGCAGCAUCCUCCCUUGCUUCUGGACACAGUGAAGAACUUAUGUGACAUCCUGAUCCCCUUGGACCAGAUGGGGAUCUAUAGGUCCAACCCAGGCAUCAUUGGGCUUGGAGGUCUUGUAUCCUCUGUGGCAGGUAUCAUCACUGUGGCCUAUCCUCAGAUGAAGCUGAAGAUCCUCUAGGGUGUUGGUAGGCUCAGGACCAGUGACUGUUUAAAGAAGACAUCUUCAUGAAACAAACAUUUACAUCGGUCACAAAUCAUGUCAUAUCUUGCUUAUGUUUUUUGUUCACAUGAGCAUUUAUGACCUGUAAUGUGAGCUGAGGUGGGGCCAAAAAUGGAACAUGAAGAUUUAUGGUGUUUUUAGAGUGCUGGAAUGACUUCUGAAUUUCUGAAUAUUUUCCAUUCACCUAACAUUUACUGAGCAUCUCUUAUGUGCAUAGUAGGCACUUAGCAUUUGCCACAUGAAUAAAAAUUGAAAGGAAAAAAAUUGAAAAAGACCCGAUAAAACUAAUACGUGAACACUAAUAUACGUAUAGAUUGGGUUAUAUGGAUUAUUGGUUUCACAUGAUUGUCAUAGAUCUGAUUGAUGCACAGCACCUUCAGAUUUGAUAGCGAACCGCUUCUAUCAGCUAUACCUGCCUCCAAGAUUGUCAGUAGCAGGAUGGAGGGGAGCUGGGCUGAAAGCCUCCUCACCUGUUGGCCUUGACCAUCAUUGUACUUUUUUUUUUUUUUUAAUAUUUUUAGUCGUAGAUGG
Marmota flaviventris (yellow-bellied marmot) is the source of this 1374-nucleotide messenger RNA. RefSeq names its product peroxisomal biogenesis factor 11 alpha (gene Pex11a). Gene Ontology annotation, biological process: peroxisome fission. The record is from RefSeq and is a predicted model, not a curated record. Lineage: Eukaryota; Metazoa; Chordata; Mammalia; Rodentia; Sciuridae. Gene Ontology annotation, cellular component: peroxisomal membrane.